Messenger RNA from Leguminivora glycinivorella, 1240 nucleotides. Its product is annotated as short stature homeobox protein 2-like. Gene Ontology annotation, cellular component: nucleus. Gene Ontology annotation, molecular function: sequence-specific double-stranded DNA binding; DNA-binding transcription factor activity, RNA polymerase II-specific. The transcript is spliced from 5 exons. Gene Ontology annotation, biological process: regulation of transcription by RNA polymerase II. Lineage: Eukaryota; Metazoa; Arthropoda; Insecta; Lepidoptera; Tortricidae. The record is from RefSeq and is a predicted model, not a curated record. Bases 85 to 933 code for a protein of 282 amino acids.
UGGGGAAAAGUUGAUGUGGGCGUAGCGCCGCCUCUCGCAGUGUAGUUUGUUCAUGGUGGCGCGAGCGGGCGCGCGUGUUCAGUAAUGGUGAUGGAGCGGCUGGCGGACUUCGUCAGCAAGUCGCUGGAGGGGGGCGAAGCGCCGGCGCCGCCGCCGGAGCCCGGGGAGCUGGAGGACGCGGACGAGGAGGUGGACAUCACGGCCCUGGAGGCGCCGGCGCCGAAGCGCCCGAGGAACUGGUUGCUGUCGCCUGUGCCCGCGCCUUGUAAAAGAGAGGAUGAAGAUGACCACAAACAUGAUGUAUCCGACAAAUCAUCGAACUCGAUCAGCAAUGGCGGCGGCAAGCAGAGGCGGUCCCGCACCAACUUCACUCUGGAACAGCUGGGAGAACUGGAGCGGCUAUUCGAUGAGACACACUACCCUGAUGCCUUCAUGCGAGAAGAGUUGAGUCAACGGCUAGGACUCAGCGAGGCGAGAGUGCAGGUGUGGUUUCAGAAUCGACGCGCCAAAUGUCGGAAACAUGAAAGCCAAAUGCAUAAAGGUCUGCUGGUAGCCGGAGGCGGCACUCCGCUAGAGCCGUGCCGCGUGGCGCCGUACGUGUCGGUGCCGCGGCUGUCGGCGGUGCCGCGCGCGCCGGGCCCGCCGCCGCCGCUGCCGCCGCUCGCGCCGCACCCGCCGCCCGCCGCCUUCGCGCCUUUUGACUCAGCGCUGCUCUCUGCUGCGGCACAUCAGUACGCAAGUGCGGCGGCGGCGGCGGCUGCCGCGGCGCUCUGCCCGCCCUACGCCGGCCUCGCGGCGUUGGCGGCGCGCUGUCGCUCCUCCUCCAUCGCCGACCUGCGCCUCAAGGCGCGCCGACACGCCGCCGCGCUGGCCGCGGCGCGAGCGCCCACGCCGCCGCCGAUCCCCGCCGACGCCGCGCCUGCAGACGCAUAGCCUCACGCCACACCGAUCAAUUUGACUGUAAAAUGUGUACAUAAAGAACAACAUACUCGUACAUCUGAGGGUGAGAGUUAAACAAAAACAGUAGGUAUAUUGGUGAAGAGUGAAUUGAAGUAAGUGAUAGUGAUGUCUUGAGCGGUAAUGUGUCAGCUAAAAAAAUAUGGAUUCGCAACUUUAAUUUAUAACUAUGAAAGAUUUAGGAUGAUGUUUUGAACUACACUGCAUUUAAGUGUCUACAUAACAUAACAUUCUAAUCUGAUACUUAUUUACUUGGUUUUCAUGAUACCUAAACAAUAAGCUU